Molecule: messenger RNA, 972 nt
Organism: Cladocopium goreaui
Lineage: Eukaryota; Dinophyceae; Suessiales; Symbiodiniaceae
Source: the annotation of a GenBank genome assembly
ACUUGAGAUACUAUAAGAUGGUACAAGACGGUAAGAUGCCAGAUCUCUCUUGCAUGGAGUACAUGAUGACUGACACUCACUUGUUCUUUGGAUGCCUGGCCCCAGCCCGCUUGCAACUUGCAUCAGCUUUGAUCUCAUCGCUCCCCUCGUGAUUCAGUCACCAUGGCCCUUCCUAUGAAGAAGUCCGUGAUGAAGAGCAUGAAGGCAAUGAAAAAGACCACCACGAUGAAGAGCAUGAAGGCAAUGAAGAAGAAGGCAGUGAGCAAGAUUGCUAAGGGAAAGUUGGCAAAGGUCGUGGUCUUCAAGGGCAACAAAGAGAAGACUGCAUCUGGGCACAAGAAAUCCGAUCUCAUGAUCAACAAGCGAAACAAGAUUGUGACCAAGAAGCAGAACGCUGCCGGCAAGAAGGCCUUCAAGCACAUCUCUGGCUGGAACACCGCAGUGAUCAAGGCUAGGAAGGAGUUGGGCAUCAAAGGCUUCUGCGCGGUGAACGGAAAGACAGCGCAGGGCAAGGCUCUCUAUGCCAAGGCCAAGGCGAUCUAUGCCGCGUGAAUAGGUGAAAGAUAGGCAGUAGGAGCUUGCGUGGUAGUUCACGGAGCACCAGAUAUGCAUUUAUCUUCACUGCUGGCAGGUUGAGCUCAGCAUGUAUAGCCAUUUCAGCUGAGCAGCAGCAAAUUGUCAGACUUUGCAUCCGCACAACAUCGGGAUCAAGCAUGGGAAGCUGACAUGAACUCAGAUGUUUUCCCUUUUCAACGUGUUCGGCUGUGGAUUUUCAACACGCAAACUGGAUGGAUUGCAGAUAUACACCUUGCCUUUCUUGGCAUGAGGUUCCCAUAUAUCAUAGGUCCAAGACAGUCAAAGCGGGGAUCUAACAACAAACCACCAACAAAGCACCAAGUACGAUGCUUUCCGAGUUUAGCAAUUUUAGUGCAAUUGCAUGCAAUUGCAAUGGUGGAUUGUGAUGGAUUGUGA